AUGGCGACCGUAAAAGACUCGAUUCCCCAUAUUAUCAGAACUGCUGAAGAUCCCCGUCAGGAGGGGAUAUGGACAGCCCGAUUGAGCAAGAUUGAACAUGUCAAUUCCAAGAUCCGGUUACUGAGACUCAGCCUGCAAAGAGAUGGACCGCGUCUCCAUCAUCUUCCAGGCCAAUACAUAGACCUGUACAUUCCCAACAUCGACGUCGUCGGCGGCUUCACCAUCACGUCACCGCCUCAAUCAUCUUCUCAGUCCCAAGAUGACCCACACAUAGAACUGGCUGUUCAGUCAUCUCCGUCAAACCCACCCGCGGCAUACCUCUGGCGUCCCGCCCAAGAAAUCCUCAACUCAACGGUGACAUUCCGAGUGGGCGGGAAUUUCGUCUACCCACCUCCGACAUUGAGCCAAGAAGGAUGCCAGAAAUUGGACAGAGUGGUUUUUGUCGCGGGAGGGGUGGGCAUAAAUCCCAUCAUGAGCAUGAUUUCGGCCUUGGAUGUAUUGGGCGCGGACAAAGCGGGUGGAAUGACAAGAACCGUCAGAGUGCUGUAUGCUUCAAGGCGGGAUAAGAAGAAUGAUGAGACCGGCAGCGCGGAGGAGGAGAUUCUGUUUGAGAAGAGACUGAAAGACAUAGCCGAGAAGUGGAAGAACCACGACCGUGUCGACUUCAAAUACACUCUUUUCGUCACCAGCGGAGAGUCUGGCACAGAAAGAACAAAAGAAGACGAAGUCGAAGACGGGAAUAUGGCAACGCGAUACAGGCGGAUCACUCAUGAUGAUCUCUUUGAAGCCCUCGGACCUGAAGGCGGCAGGGAUCACACGGUCGUCUAUGUCUGCGGGUUGCCCGCCAUGACCGACGAAUUCGUGGCGUUGCUGGCAAAAGCCCCCGGGAUGGAGGAAAGGAGAGUUCUUUGUGAGAAAUGGUGGUGA
Molecule: messenger RNA, 927 nt
Organism: Cladophialophora psammophila CBS 110553
Lineage: Eukaryota; Fungi; Ascomycota; Eurotiomycetes; Chaetothyriales; Herpotrichiellaceae
Exons: 2
Coding region: 1-927 (308 amino acids)
Cellular component (GO): mitochondrion
Molecular function (GO): oxidoreductase activity
Source: RefSeq, a predicted model, not a curated record